ACAAAGGGCAAGCCUAGCAGCACCCGACUCCCGACCGAGCCCGUCCUAAAACCCUCGAAGCAGCAUGUCACUCUCCACUCUCAGCCACCCGGCCGCCGCCGCCGCCGCCGCCGCCGGGAGCGGGAAAUGCUUUUCCUCGGCUGCCCCGGCGGCGCAGUUGGCCCGUCUUCCAAAGACAUGCCCCCUUACCCCCGCCGCCGUGUCCGCCGCGUCUGCGGCUGUUCAGGCGGGUUCCGCGGAGGAUAGGGUCUCGGCGCUGAGCCAGGUAUCCGGCGUUCUGGGGUCGCAGUGGGGCGACGAGGGGAAGGGCAAGCUCGUCGACGUGCUCGCCCCCCGCUUCGACAUCGUCGCGCGUUGCCAGGGUGGAGCAAAUGCUGGACACACCAUCUACAACUCUGAAGGCAAGAAAUUUGCCCUUCAUCUUGUUCCAUCUGGUAUUCUCCACGAAGGGACACUUUGUGUUGUUGGGAACGGAGCAGUGAUCCAUGUUCCAGGGUUCUUCGGAGAAAUUGAUGGUCUUGAGUCCAAUGGAGUCAGUUGUGAUGGAAGAAUACUGGUCUCUGAUCGGGCACAUCUGCUGUUUGAUCUGCACCAGAUUGUAGAUGGACUUAGGGAAGCUGAGCUAGAAAAUUCCUUUAUAGGGACAACUAAGAGAGGCAUUGGACCUUGCUACUCCAGCAAGGUAACUCGAAAUGGACUGCGAGUUUGUGAUCUAAGGCACAUGGACACUUUUGGGGAUAAGCUUGAUGUCUUAUUGAAAGAUGCUGCUUUGAGGUUUCAAGGCUUCAAGUACAGCAAAAGCAUGCUCAAUGACGAGGUUGAGAGGUACAAGAGGUUUGCAGAGCGCUUAGAGCCCUUCAUUGCUGAUACAGUGCACAUGCUAAAUGAAUCUAUCCAGCAGAAGAAGAAAAUUCUGGUUGAAGGCGGCCAAGCAACUAUGCUGGAUGUUGAUUUUGGAACCUAUCCUUAUGUGACUUCUUCUAGCCCUUCAGCUGGUGGAAUAUGCACCGGCCUUGGGAUUGCCCCAAGGGUAAUUGGUGACCUGAUCGGAGUGGUCAAAGCUUACACAACAAGAGUUGGCUCUGGUCCUUUCCCAACUGAACUGUUUGGAGAGGAAGGUGAUCUCCUUAGGAAUGCUGGAAUGGAAUUUGGCACGACAACGGGUCGCCCAAGGCGAUGUGGCUGGCUUGACAUUGUUGCACUUAAGUACUGCUGCCAAAUCAAUGGGUUUUCAUCGCUUAAUCUGACCAAACUUGAUGUUCUGUCUGGGUUGUCAGAAAUUAAGUUAGGUGUUUCUUAUAACCAAAUUGAUGGACAGAAGCUACAGUCCUUCCCAGGGGAUCUUGACACCCUGGAGCAAGUACAGGUCAAAUACGAGGUGCUGCCUGGGUGGCGAAGUGACAUUUCUUCUGUUCGAAGUUACAAUGAACUUCCCCAAGCUGCCCGCUGCUACGUGGAGAGGAUAGAAGAGCUUGUUGGUGUUCCCGUGCACUACAUUGGUGUUGGACCUGGGAGAGAUGCUCUCAUACACAAGUGAAAACAACUUCAUUUGGUCUUCAAUUGGGCGAAAAAAAUUCAGCCCUAACUAGGCCUUGAGCAUUUGCUCUUAUUAUUCCUCUUUGUUGCUAUAGUAGCUGUGAAACAUUGGAGAAGUUACUGACUGGUGAAGUGAUCUAAUGCCUGCAAUAAUCAGAACUUGUUCUAAAACGUCUGCAGGCGAAUAAGAUGAGUAUUUUGCACUAUAGUUCGACUCCACCAAUUGUUCGGUGGCAUAUCAUAUACUUUGCACUAAUUAUGAAACUUGCCUGGUGGGUUAACCUGAUAUAAAUCUGGGAUUGCAUUCCUGUGCUGA
Messenger RNA from Phragmites australis (common reed), 1852 nucleotides. Its product is annotated as adenylosuccinate synthetase 1, chloroplastic-like. The record is from RefSeq and is a predicted model, not a curated record. The coding region runs from base 65 to 1537 and encodes 490 amino acids. The transcript has 4 exons. Gene Ontology annotation, biological process: 'de novo' AMP biosynthetic process; IMP metabolic process. Gene Ontology annotation, cellular component: cytoplasm. Gene Ontology annotation, molecular function: GTP binding; adenylosuccinate synthase activity. Lineage: Eukaryota; Viridiplantae; Streptophyta; Magnoliopsida; Poales; Poaceae.